Messenger RNA from Pocillopora verrucosa, 2897 nucleotides. Its product is annotated as N-alpha-acetyltransferase 35, NatC auxiliary subunit. Gene Ontology annotation, cellular component: NatC complex. NCBI's taxonomy places the organism in Eukaryota, Metazoa, Cnidaria, Anthozoa, Scleractinia, Pocilloporidae. The record is from RefSeq and is a predicted model, not a curated record. Gene Ontology annotation, biological process: N-terminal peptidyl-methionine acetylation.
UUUUCUAGUAUCGAAAGUUGUUGAUAAGAACAACUUCAAAGCGCUACUGUCACAAUUGCAAGGCAAACUGGUCAAAACGGCAAUUAUUUUCCAAUUCCUGAGGAAAAUUUCUUCAAAUAGAGUCUCAGGACCCUAUCGGAUAAAAAGGACGAUGUAAGACUGAGGACGAGGAAUUCAAGAUGGCGGACAACGAGAGUGCUGCUCUUGAGGAGGCAGGCGACAAAGAUAAUAGCGAUGAACUGUCCGCUCUCACAAAUGAAGUUGUCAGUGGCGUAGAAUCUAUUACAAAGACUCUUUCAAAGUUGGGUGCAAAUGAACCUCAGUACAACUGGGAAGACAUUACAGACAAUUUUACAGAGGCUGCAUCUGAAUUGAAACUGGGUGAGCUUGUGCAUGACAACAUAUUUGGCUUGUUUGAAGCCAUGUCAGCAAUUGAGAUGAUGGAUCCCAAAAUGGAUGCUGGAAUGUUGUGUAACAAAGCAAAGAAAGUUCUUCAAUUUGAGCCAGCAGUUAAAGCUGGUCUUGUAAGAAUCAAAGAUUUAACUCCCAAAGAACUUAUUGGUAUCAUGGAUGAAUUGAUAGCUUGCUUGAUUACGUGGUUAGAUGGACAUUCCCUGGUACAGACCGUUUUUACUUGUCUCUACAUGCAUAAUCCCUUCAUCAUUGAAGACCCUUGCCUUAAGGCAUUUUGUAUAGCCAUGUUAAAAACUUGUGACCUAAUCAAGUCUAUUGUUAACAGAGCUCAAGUAUUUGAGGAGGAAGAUUUUCAAGCAAUUACUUAUGGAUUUAAAUUUGCAACUCAAGUGACAGAGACAAGAGCCGCAGGUAUGCUGAAAGAGGCAGAAGAUGAAGUUGGUAGAAAAUUAAAGCCAUUGAAGACCAGACUGAGAGAGGAACCCAACUGUGACUUAGAUACAGUGAAGAGCCAAGUUAAGGAGUAUGAAGCUGUUUUAGCAAGAUUAAAGUUCUAUAAAUCAUUCUACCUCACUUUAGUUGCUCUGGAAAAGUCAGAGGGUUCAGGUGUGGCCUCAGGCAAGCAGUCAUUAAGCACUGCAUUGUCUCUGAUUGAACCAAUCAGAAAGACUGUAGAGUUAGGUGUUCAACCAAUAUCCACGGGUGAUAACAGGCAAGGUAGUAUAAUGGGUUUUGAACCGCUUGUCAAUCAGAGACUUUUACCUCCAUCCUUUCCAAGAUAUACAGCCAUUUUUGGUCGAUACCAGGCUAUUGAUUAUACCGAAGAAAUGGUCAAAAGAUUUCUUCAUAUCUGCGAUGUUGUGAACUAUGCGUCGCUUCAUAUUGUAAUUGACUUCGUUUCAGAAUUUAGCAAGAAACGGCCGUGUGUUUUGACACGCUCAUAUUUACAGCUUCUUGUUUGGCGCAACAAUAAUCUUUUGGGAAGAGCCGAGACAAUCAGAGAUGCAAUCAAAGCAUUUAACAGUCCGCCGUCCAUUGCUGAGAAAUCCUCCCUCAGUACCAACCCCAAAGCGAGUGACCUAGCCGAUAGUUUUAUUAACAGAGCUUUCAGGCCUGUAAAGUCCAUUAUCCAUGCUCUCGGUCACAAUCGUGCUCGGCAGAGAGACAAGUUGGCACAUCUUUUGGAGGAAUUUGCUGCUCUUCAGGAUGAAGCAGACAAAGUAGAUGCGCAACUUCAUACUUUGUUAAUCAAAGUAGAGCCUCAGCGUCAGCACUUUGCCUGUUUUGGGUCAUGGGUGUUGUACCAUACACUAAACAUCAUGAUUCAAUAUCUGUUGUCUGGGUUUGAGUUGGAACUCUACAGUCCGCACGAGUAUCACUACGUUUUCUGGUACCUGGACUUCUUGUUCGGAUGGCACAUGACGUGCCUUAAUCGUGCUGAAAAAUUACUGCAGGCCCAAGAGACUGCACUAGAGCAGAGAAGUGGACGGAGUGGAAAGAAAAAUAAAAAGAAAAAGAAGGCGAGUGAAAAAGCCAUACAGGAACACCAAGGAAUGUGGCACUUAUAUCAAGGAAUGAGGCACCUGUGUCAAGGAUAUCUCAGGGCAAUUGAGGGGUUUGAAAUGCAAAACAAAACAAGAAAGCCUGCGGAUAAAUUUGGUUCCGAACAGACCCGCUAUGAGCGCCGUUUCAUGCCAUUCCAAGCUGUGGAUACCCCUCAGCCGAUGUAUUACGCGCAUUACAAGGAGUAUAGCAACUUGUCCAAGAUGAAUGCAUCGCAGAACACAGACCUGUUUGUGAUGGCAUCGAAUUCAUUUCAGCAAGCGAAGUCCAUUUUUGAAGUUGUUAAUAAUGUACAUAGUGAGGUUGCACUGUUACUAAAAGUGACGAAGACAAAUCUCGUUGUCACUAAACUGGCUGCUGGAGGCCACAAACAUGACUCCAAGAUUCCACCAGAGUUUGACUUUCAAUGCCACCGAGCCUUUCCAAUCAUUAAGUUAAAAUGAAACUCACAGAUCCAAAUUUCUUUGAUUUCCUAGAAAGAUAGUUUUCACCUCAUGCGUAAGCACGGCUAUGUGAAGUCUAUCGAAUUCACUUACUUCAUAUCUUGGCCAAGGCUAUUGGCUUCCAUUCUUUCCAUCAAAUGUCAGAGAAUGAUAGACAUGCUUGUAAAAAGUCGUGUUUAAAAUGAAAUCUAUUUAAGAAACACUUUUCAUGUUUUUGUCUGGCUACUCCAUUUUUUAGUCUGCAUAUUCGUCAGAUUGUCGAGUGGUCGUUUUAUCUCCGUCUAUCUGUCCGUCUAUACACAAUUUGCCUUCUUGAAAGCACGGUGUCUUUCGAAUUGUUUUGGCUUUUGUUGUAGCUCUUAUUGCCUAAAUCAACCAACUUUUAAGAGUGAAUAACACACUUUAUCAUAUUCGAGUCACAAGAUCUGGUUUCCUCACUUUAGUGUGAUGUUGACGUGCACUCUUGUUGUCGAUAAG